AUGUCUUCUGACGACAGCAUCAACCGCUACUCAAUGCCUGUGACACGUUCGCGCACCGGAUUGUACGAUGUAGGCCUCGAUCAGACGAACACUACUCGUUUCCUUUUCGGCGACGAGGAUUCAAAUGCGCUGGGCCACAGUGUUCCUGACGAAAACUUCCCGACCCUUGUUCGCCGUGACGACCAGAUGCGCCCUCAGCAGAAUCUCUCUUCGAUCAACGGAACCUCCAACAUUGUGAGCGAUCUUGUGGGCCUCGCCUCUCGGCCUGCUUCCCUCCGUCACUCCAUUGACCUAAAGUACAUCUCCGAAAACGCUAUCGAAACCGGUUCUCUGAUGUCCCCUCCUGGUAACGGCAACAUGGCCACACCCCCUAAGCUACAGGGCUCGUUCUCUUCGAAUGAUGUCCCAACUGUCAAGAGCCCAGGAGGUUCGUCCUCUAAGGCCAACACCCACGCCCAGCAGCAUUUCCACAAUCACAAUGCCAGCCUCGGCCGAAUUCCUGCCGGUGCCAUUCAUCGUGGUCACAGUCGUGAAAUUUCUUCUGACAACACUGCUGUCAGCCGUGAACAAUCUGGCUACCCUUCCAUCCAGUCUGCUCUGCAGGCCAGUGCCGCUCCUUUUGGACCUAGCACCACAGCUCCCGCCCCGGCAUCUAUGGGCAACACCCCAACUGGGGCCCCUUCCAUGAACGGCAACUUUAACAAUAACAGCGGGUAUUAUCCCGUCAGCGGCUACGGCGUUCCCCAGGGUGCUCCCCAGGGCAGUGUUCCACAAGGAGCCCCCCAGGGUGCCACCCAUCAGCCCAGCGCCUACAAUGCGAACAUGCUUGCGAGCAGUAUGCAGCAGAUGAGCAUGAAUGGAGCCAACGGUGGCAGCAUGUAUCAGCCUCAGAACUACAACGGAUACAAUGCUGGUCACUACAACCAGAGCAACCAGCCUCGCGACAGCCAGGCCCGUGUCAUGCAGCAUCGCCGCCAGCUUGACAAUGAAGCCAUGUCCCGCUUCCAGAACAUGCCUCUCGAAUCAUUCGUAGGUACAAUCUACGAGCUUUGCAAGGACCAGCAUGGCUGCCGCUACCUCCAGAAGAAGCUCGAGGAACGUAAUCCUGACCAGGUCCACAUGAUUUGGAACGAAACCAACAAGCACGUCAUUGAGCUCAUGACGGACCCGUUUGGUAAUUAUUUGUGCCAAAAGCUCCUUGAGUUCUGCAAUGACGAUGAGAGAACCACUUUGAUUCAAAACGCUUCCCAGGAUAUGGUCCGCAUUGCGCUCAAUCAACACGGUACACGCGCGCUCCAGAAGAUGAUCGAGUAUGUGAGCACCCCUCAGCAGGUUCACAUCAUCAUCGAGGCCCUUCGUUUCCGAGUCGUCGAGCUCAUCCAGGACCUCAACGGCAACCAUGUCAUUCAGAAGUGCCUCAACAGACUUCCUCCCCAAGAUGCCCAAUUCAUCUUUGAUGCUGUGGGCAACAAUUGUGUUGAGGUUGGUACCCACCGACAUGGCUGCUGUGUUCUUCAGCGUUGUAUCGACCAUGCAUCUGGUGACCAGAAGCUUUGGCUCAUCCAGCGCAUCACUGAGCAUGCGCGAGUCCUUGUUCAAGAUCCCUUCGGCAAUUAUGUCGUCCAAUACAUCAUUGACUUGAACGAGCCUAUCUUCACUGAGCCUAUCGUUCAGACCUUCAAGGACUGUAUCAGCCAGUUGUCCCGUCACAAGUUCAGUUCCAACGUCAUCGAGAAGUGCCUUCGCUGUUCCCAGCCUCCCUCAAGGGACCUUAUCGUGGACGAGCUUCUGCGCAACCAGGAUAUGGAGCGCCUUCUUCGAGACUCUUUUGCCAACUAUGUCAUUCAGACAGCCUUGGAGUACGCCACCCCUCAUUACAAGUAUCGUCUUGUAGAGGCGAUCCGCCCAAUCUUGCCUCAGAUCAGAACUACACCCUACGGUCGUCGCAUUCAAGCUAAGAUCUCGGCCUUCGACAACCGUGGUAGCGCUGCUUCUAGCGGCCAGGUGACACCCGCCGAUAACACCCAAGGCCAAAUCCCUCUACGGGCUGCCCACUCUCGAGGUCUCUCUGGAAAUGUUCCUAUGCUUCAGGGCAAUGGCAUUCCUCCCAGUGGUCCCAUGCCCACCAUGCGCCAAAACAUGGCUGUCUAUUCUCCUACCCCAGCCAUGAAUGGCCAGACCCCUCCUGCUGGCGCACCUGUUCAGCAACCCCAGUAUGGACAGGCUCCAGGCGACUUUACCCCCAACUCUGCUUCCAACGGCGCUGCUAAGGGUAGCGCCGGCCCUACGACUCCUGCCAACGGCAGCACGGGCAACACCGGGGAGGUUCAGUGGGUUUAG
This is a messenger RNA of Fusarium graminearum PH-1, 2340 nucleotides long. RefSeq lists its product as uncharacterized. The transcript is spliced from 3 exons. Bases 1 to 2340 code for a protein of 779 amino acids. NCBI's taxonomy places the organism in Eukaryota, Fungi, Ascomycota, Sordariomycetes, Hypocreales, Nectriaceae. The record is from RefSeq and is a predicted model, not a curated record. Gene Ontology annotation, biological process: post-transcriptional regulation of gene expression. Gene Ontology annotation, cellular component: cytoplasm. Gene Ontology annotation, molecular function: mRNA binding.